Ramularia collo-cygni is the source of this 1224-nucleotide messenger RNA. RefSeq lists its product as uncharacterized. The record is from RefSeq and is a predicted model, not a curated record. The transcript has 6 exons. Lineage: Eukaryota; Fungi; Ascomycota; Dothideomycetes; Mycosphaerellales; Mycosphaerellaceae. Bases 1 to 1224 code for a protein of 407 amino acids.
AUGGCGCGAAAUGGAAACAGUGCAGAAGAAGCUCCUAGUGUCAUUAUUAGCAUUGACUUCGGAACGACGUUUACAAAAGUCGCCUACGUCCUCCUCCUCGCCGACGUGAAGAAGCAGCAACAUGUGAUACACUCCAUCGAGGAAUGGCCUGGUGCAAUGGGAGAAGAGACAAGCAAGGGAUGUCCGUCGAUGGUAAAAUACGAGGAGGAUGGAUCGAUGAAGUGGGGGUGUGAAAUCGAUAGAUACACCGAGGGACGGAUCGAGGCUUUGAAAUCUCUUCUUGAUCCGACUUCGAAGCCGCCUACUUAUUCUUCGGAUAUGGAUAGUGGGGAUCUACGGGCUAAGUUGGGGAAGCCGGCUGUGGACAUUGUCUCGGAUUUCCUGAGAGCGGUUUCUGAACAUGCCUUGAAGAGUAUUGCGUCGGAGUAUCCGGAAGAGUUCAUGGAGGGGUUGGAGAAGGAGUUCAUCCUGACUGUUCCUUGUGGCUGGCCCAAAGAGGCCAAGAAGUCGUUUCUGAAGGCGGUCGUUAAUACAGACAUCUCGCCUGUGGUGUUGAUCCCUGAGCCCGAAGCGGCUUCUAUACAAGCCAUGAAUGAGCUUGAUCGAAAGGACUGGGAUGCCAAGGCCCCAUUUAUCAUCUGUGAUGCUGGUGGCGGUACGGUGCAUUUGGUCACCUGUGGAGUUAUCGAAGCAGAGGUGGAGGCGCUGGUUAAAGCAACAGGUGGAAAUUUCGGAUCUUUGAUGUUAAACCGAAAGUUCCAUGAGCAUAUUGAGCAUGCUGUUGGGGAGCAGAACUGGCUCAAGGUCCUGGAAGCCGGUGCUCUGUCACAUGUCAUAAAGAUGUUCGACGAUCAAGUCAAGAGCAAGUUUCCCUUGAUGCAUGGUGGUGAUGGCRACGAGAUUCUUGUCUGUUUUCCACAGGCCAAGUUGGAGGACGAUUUAGACAAGGGACUUGAGCGAAGCUGUCUUUCUGUCUCGCGCGAAUCUUUGCAGGGAAUCUUCGACUCUGUCGUUGAUGAGAUUGAUAAGUUGGUCAAGGAGCAGCUCGAGACGAUGAAGUUCACGAGGCUACAAGAGCUGCGUGAGGGCAAUGGGAUGUGGAAUGAGAUAGGGAAAGUCAAAACUGUAAUACUCACGGGAGGAUUCGGAAACAGUGAUUAUCUUCUCCAGCAACUCCAACUGAAGAACCCCCGACUUUCAGUCGUGAGGGUUCCCGAGCCGUGA